AUGGACUUCGACGCGGAGACGUGUCUCAAGGAUUGGAACGAUCUGGCACAGGACUACAAGGAACUCGAGGCACUAAAUAGGGAGUAUGUUAUGAAGUUAGAAGAAAUUAGUGAACUGCAAGCGAAAUGUAUAAAAGGGAUCUCUCAUCAAAAAUACCGGAUGGGUAUAAUAAGGAAAUCCUUAAAACAGCCGAGCGCAAGAGAGACACGAGAAGAAUUAAAAAAAUCUAUAAUAAGAAGAGAACAGCAGCUCCAAGAGAUUGAACAAACAUUACCUAAGUCAAACGGCACUUACUUACAAAUUAUCCUGGGCAGUGUCAAUGUCUCUAUAUUAAAUAAAAAUGACAAAUUCAAAUACAAAGAUGAAUAUGAGAAAUUCAAAUUAGUACUGUCGGUAAUUGGAUUUGUACUAUCUGUAUUAAAUCUAUUUACCAAUGUAAGAACCUUAGAACUUAGUUUUAUGUUUCUUCUCGUUUGGUACUAUUGCACGUUAACGAUAAGAGAAAGUAUACUCAAAGUGAAUGGAUCAAGAAUUAAAGGCUGGUGGAGAUUUCAUCAUUUUCUCUCGACAGUGGUAGCCGCUGUUCUACUGGUCUGGCCAAACACAGGACCAUGGUAUCAAUUUCGUACCCAAUUCAUGUGGUUCAACGUGUAUAUCAGUGUAGUACAGUACUUGCAAUUUAGAUACCAACGUGGCGUUUUGUACCGGUUAAAAGCGCUAGGCGAGAGAGACAAUAUGGACAUCACCAUCGAAGGAUUCCAUUCAUGGAUGUGGCGCGGUCUCUCGUUUCUGCUGCCGUUCCUCUUCGCCGGUUACUUAUUUCAGCUAUAUAACGCUUAUACGCUUUACGAACUAGCGUACCAUCCGGAUGCGACAUGGCACGUAUCAGUUCUCAGCGCCAUGUUCCUCGUACUAUUUUUGGGUAACACCACUACUACCAUCAUGGUGAUCCCGCAGAAACUCGUCAAGGAACGUAUCAAGGAUCAUUUGUUCGCGUCUAAGCCCGAUCGCAGGAAAGAGGGAAGGAUGCGUAAUAACCCGGACAAUAAGGAUGAAAAGAGUGAGUGAGGGAAGAACUUGAGUACUUCCGACUGAUGAAAAGCUUGACUCACAAGGAACAUAAAUCUGGGAAGAAUUGUUACUAGAAACAAAAUGACUACGCUAUAAACGCUAUUGGUGCUGGCUCUAAAAUAAUAACGAACAGUACUUUGUUGCAUUGAGCAAAGGCAUCACACGCAUGUAUACAUAUACAUGCACGACGUGAGUGACUUUGAUCACGAAUGGAAAAGUUUCUGUGUACUUUUUAUUUACUUUACUCUUGGAUAAAGUCCAUUGUCAAGUGUUUUCGAAAAUAUUCUUUGUACUCUUCGACCGUCCUGAAAUAAACUUGCCUAAUUUCAAUAAUAGGCUUCUCAACGAAUUUGAAGUAGUUUUUUUAUAGAAGGAAAUAUCAUAGAAAGUAUCUUUUAUUUUUCGAAAUUAAAAAAAAAUCUCAGGUAGGAAUUAUUCAAAUCUAUUUGAAAUUGAUUGAAUAUAUACUAUAACCUGAUUUUUAUUUAUGUUUUGUUUUAUUCUCUUUUGUGAAAAAUAUCUUGUUAUUUAAGCAUUAUUUGAUGUCUCGAUGGUUUUGAUUAGAAAAAAGUCAAUUACAGAUUAAUCGAACAAUAGUUACGAUUCGUUCCAUUUUGGAACACUGCAUGUGGUUCUCGCUCGGAUUAUCAAAUAAAACAUGCAUUUAUUUUUGAAUUAGUAACAUCCGAUAUGGUUCGAUUAUAUGACGCGCAAACGACGCAGAUAAGUCGUGUUCGAUAAAAGGCCAGCUAAUCUAUUUACGGGUAAUUUGUAUGUAUAUGUGUACACAGACAGAUACACACACAUGCCAAGUACAGACUGUUUCUUAAAAUUUAAUGACAUUGAAAUUAUGCUCAUAUUUGAUGAAAUACUUUGUAUACACACGUACACAUCUUAAUUAUGUAUUCAUUCUACAGGCGAUAUACAUAAAUAUACAUAUAUACAAACACAGAUGCGAUAUUAUUUCGUAAGAGAUUUCGCGCAAAGUGCACUCCGAACAUAAAUCGUGUAUAAUAUAAUUACGACAUAUUUUGCUCCAAAUGUAUUUAUUGAAAUGUAUCUAUUAAUGUGUAAAUAAAAGCGUACCGAGCCGCCUAAUCCUGCAACGAGAA
Molecule: messenger RNA, 2183 nt
Organism: Solenopsis invicta (red fire ant)
Lineage: Eukaryota; Metazoa; Arthropoda; Insecta; Hymenoptera; Formicidae
Product: transmembrane protein 120 homolog
Exons: 6
Coding region: 1-1068 (355 amino acids)
Cellular component (GO): membrane
Source: RefSeq, a predicted model, not a curated record